GACAGAUUUUCAGGUUAUAACCACAGUAUCUUUAAUGACAUCAGACACUGUAGCACAGCAUACACAGGCUUGGGCCUGGUCACAGAGGUACAUAGAGAAUAUAAACAGACAAACAUAAAAGGUCCUAGCAAUUCCCGUACUGAAAAGUAACUCUGCUGCAGUGGCUUGCAGCUACACAUACCAUGGUCUCCUGGCACGGCCAAUGUUAUAUUAUAUCUGAUUACUGUGUUAAGUUAUGAUUUUAAUAUUUUAAAAUUAAAUCUCACCUUUCACAGAGACAUGGAUGCAAACCGUGAAUUCUGGGCUGGAUUCAUCGAUCUCUACCAGGCCAAUGAGUGCUUGUGGCGUGUGGGAACAAGGGAUUACGCCAACAGAGGAAAGAAAAAUCUGGCAUACCAGCAAUUGGCCAGGUACAGCCUUGCCCAAGAUAGUGGUGCCGACAUCAAGUGGGUGAAGAGGAAGAUCCAGAAUCUGAGGACAGUAUUUCUUAAGGAGCACAGGAAAUACAAAGAUUCCCAACGUUCAGGAGCGGGGUCAGAUCAAGUCAAGAAGCCAACAUUAUGGUAUUAUGACUUGAUGAAGUUCGUAUUGGAUGAGGAGCCUUCGAGGACAGCGCGGAGCACGGAGGAGCCGAACACGCCCGAGAUGUUCGAGCCUGAGGAAGAGGAGAGUGUGGAUCCGCUGUCUUCGAGGGAGCUGGACGUGGAACCUGCAGUGGAUGAGCCGGCAGACCAAGCCACUGUAAGGCCGGAGCUGGAGGAGAGUGAGGCGGCGAUGGGAACACCCCAGCUUCCGGCUAGAAGGAGAUGCCGGCCAGCUAUCCCUAGAAGAUCUGUCUCGUCCAGCAGGUCAGAUACAAUUCUGAGGCAGGCAGAGGAGGUCCUAAAAAACAGACCGGAUAGAUUUGAAGCUAUUGGAGACCAUUUAGCAUGUGAGUUGCGGGAGAUGAACCCCACUCAGCAAAAAUACGCCCAGCAUCUGGUAUAUGCCAUUAUAUCACAUGGCCAGGAUGAUGAAUUGACCAACCACAGUGGCGUUGUGUUAGAUACCAGACAGGUGCCUAGUACAUCUUAUGCCCCUCCCCCAACUCACCCUCCCAUGUAUUCUGCGCCGGUAAUUCCUCCUCAACAAUACCCCACAUAUCCUGCUCCGGGUUACCAAAUGCCACAAUCCCCCUUCCCUGGCACCUCUUCAGGUGGAGUGUUCACCACUCUGUUGAGUGCACACUCCACUGUUCAAGGCGACCUAAAUUUUUAAUAAAAAUGUUUUUGAAUUUUUGAAUUUGCGUUUAGGUUUGCUGUCUUCAGAUUUGUAUUUGACCUUCCUCAUCCAAUAUGUUUUUUCUUGAAGUCAAUUGUACCAUAAUGUUGGUUUUCUACACUUCAUUUGACCCUGUAAUAGAACGUUGGGAAUGCUUUUAUUUCAUGUGCACUUUUGAAAUACUGUCCUCAGAUUCUUUUACCUCUACUUCAUCCCCAGUUAUGUUGGCACCACUGUUUUUGCUGCACUGUAUCUGGCUAAUUGUUGGAAUGCCUGAUGCCUCUAUUGGUGUAAUCCCUGCUGUCAUGGCACUCAUUGGCACAAAAAUCGAUGAAUCCAGCCCAGAAUGUUUCUAAUUUAUUAUUUUUCUAAAAUUUAUAAUUACAAAUUGUUACUAAAAAUUGUGUGGAGUCUUUAUUUAUGGGUAGUGCUAAAAGGUUUACCAGGUAUACACUGCACCAAACAAACUACAGAGUAGAUAUGCAGUGAUUUUAAAUGGAUGCUGUUAUUUAUUGUACAAAGAAGACCUGCCCACAUUCCUAAAA
Pseudophryne corroboree (corroboree frog) is the source of this 1805-nucleotide messenger RNA. RefSeq lists its product as uncharacterized. The coding region runs from base 280 to 1257 and encodes 325 amino acids. The transcript has 2 exons. The record is from RefSeq and is a predicted model, not a curated record. Lineage: Eukaryota; Metazoa; Chordata; Amphibia; Anura; Myobatrachidae.